Molecule: messenger RNA, 1335 nt
Organism: Colletotrichum chrysophilum
Lineage: Eukaryota; Fungi; Ascomycota; Sordariomycetes; Glomerellales; Glomerellaceae
Exons: 3
Coding region: 1-1335 (444 amino acids)
Biological process (GO): polyketide biosynthetic process
Molecular function (GO): acyltransferase activity, transferring groups other than amino-acyl groups
Source: RefSeq, a predicted model, not a curated record
AUGGCCGCCGCCAACGACGGCUUCGGGGACCUGGGUCUCGACAUCAUCGGAGUCGGCACUCAGUACCCACCUCAUUCGCUGGAGGCCAAUUCGAUAGACUACCUCAGCGAGAUGUAUUACCCUGAGUCACCUGCGAUGAAGAAGAUCCUCUCCAUCAACAGAUUCACCGGCAUCGAGUACCGUUCGUCCAUCGGCACACCAGAGCAUCCGAUCGUAAACCAGAAGAACCCUCCGUCAAUCACCGAUCUUCACAAUGUGUUCAUGAGCGAUGGUGUCCCGUUGGCCGUCAGCGCCUCCCGCAAGGCCAUCGAAGAAGCAGAUAUCGAUCUCAGCGAGAUCACCCAUAUCGUCGCGACGACCUGCACCGACAGCGCAAACCCAGGGUUCGACCACUACGUUAUCAAGGGGCUCGGGAUGACACACCAGGUCGAGAAGGUCCUCUUGCACGGGGUGGGCUGCAGCGGAGGUCUCGCCUCGUUGAGAACCGCGGCGAAUCUGGCGCUGGGCCACAAGUUUCGAGGGAAGCCUGCUCGGAUUCUCUGCGUCGCGCUCGAAGUCAGCACGACACUGGUACGUAGCGAGCUGGACAGCAUCAACGAGACGCAGGAGACGAGGAUCGGCGUCGCAUUGUUCUCGGAUUGCGCCAGUGCUGUGGUGCUCAGUAACGGCAUCGGGCAGCCUGCGACGCCUGUGUACUCCUUGCUGGGGUGGGAGCAUAAGAUUAUCCCAGAUACCGAAGGCGACCUGGGUUUCGAUGUUGAUCCUGUUGGGUGGAAGGUGGUUCUCUCGCCACGAGUCCCGAAACUCGCCUCUGCGGCCGUACCCACAACCUUUUCAGAGCUCAUGUCUUCGAUUCCCCCACUAGGGCCGCGUUACCAGAAGGCGGACGACUUCGACUGGGCCAUGCACCCAGGAGGUGCCACGAUUCUGACCGAGGCAGAGAAGGCGAUGAAUAUUUCAUCAUUCCACAUGCGGGCGAGCUAUGACACAUACAUGAAGCACGGGAACUCGAGUUCGGCGACGAUAUUCAGCGUGAUGGACCGGCUGCGUUCCAAAGACAUGGAUGAUAUCGCUCCGGAGGGCCGGGCACGCGACUACGUAGUGGGGUGCGCGUUCGGGCCCGGGAUUGCGGUGGAGAUGUGCAUGCUCAAGCGGAACCUGGGGGCUCGGGACAUUACGGGCCUGGAGACGCCGCCGGAAACAGAAAGCGAGGGCAGCAGCAGAAGCGAAGCUGGGGACGACGGUGGAGCGCAGAUGGAGGGGCACACGUCUCCGGGACGGGACGGGGGUCAAUCCUUUGUGGCGGAGGCACUAGAGAAUCUGGAGUUGGACUGA